This is a messenger RNA of Aspergillus affinis, 1017 nucleotides long. RefSeq lists its product as uncharacterized. The record is from RefSeq and is a predicted model, not a curated record. The transcript is spliced from 3 exons. The coding region runs from base 1 to 1017 and encodes 338 amino acids. NCBI's taxonomy places the organism in Eukaryota, Fungi, Ascomycota, Eurotiomycetes, Eurotiales, Aspergillaceae.
AUGGUUGGACUAAUUGCGCGGGUGCCUUGGGCCGUGCUGCUCUUGAUAUGGCUCGGCCUUGCGGUGCAAUCCAAUGCCGCUACCAAGGAUACGGCAAACAUGUAUGCUCAUGCCUAUGAAAGAAUAUGGCUUUGGCAGCGGUAUAACAUGGCAAUCGCCAUGGAAACAAAAGACAAAAAGGGAAAGACCAUAGAUCAAAACGAGAUCCUGCCUAUGAUUCACCAGAAAGGAGGUAGGGAGGGCAUCAAAAAUAAACAUUGGGACCAAGCGACCGGAAAAUACGAAGGUCCUCUGCAUUACAACGAGUUCAUGGUGCGACUGGAUGAUCGCCCAGUCGACGAGCAUGGCAUACCGCCCAAGAUCACUGCUCCGUCUGGGGCUGAUGAUCUAGAGCGCGCUGCCCAGGAACUGGUCGAUAAUCGACUAACUGAAAAUCUCAUGGUUCAUCAGAUCAAUGACCGGUUUGGACAGUCCGGCGGUGGUGGGAAGGUGAACAAGGGGAAAAAAGCCGCAGAGUCAAGAGACGAAGGACGAUACCAACGUCUAUUCAGCGCGCUCAAUGAUCAGUUGCUCAAGUGGCGCAACGACGAGAAAAGCUACGCCAAGAUCAAGGAAUACGAUACCAUGACGAAAUCAUUGACCGAGCGGGUUGUGCAGCUCCGCAUCGAGGACGGUCAGCGGUUCAUGCUUCACCACUUCGACAGAACUGAUGGCCGCGGUUUGGAUUUGGGGGACAAGCUCGUGAAAUACAAAGAGGACUCUCGUGUGCCGGGCGGACCGGACUAUGAACGUCUUGAUCUUGGAAAGACCUGGGAAAGCUAUGAAGAGGACGUCAAGAAUGCCAUUUCGGAGGCGACGGAUGAAAAGGUGCAGAUCAAAAACUUCAAAGACUUCGAGGCCUGGGUUACAGAUUAUGGCAACCCAGAUGGACGUUUCGCAAAGCAGACCAAUGCCAGUCCUACACAUUUCAGGACCAUUCAGAUGUGGAAAGCCAUCGACGAGGGUAAGACUUGUUAG